Molecule: messenger RNA, 3566 nt
Organism: Cuculus canorus (common cuckoo)
Lineage: Eukaryota; Metazoa; Chordata; Aves; Cuculiformes; Cuculidae
Gene: NDRG4
Product: NDRG family member 4
Exons: 17
Coding region: 118-1329 (403 amino acids)
Biological process (GO): brain development; signal transduction; positive regulation of ERK1 and ERK2 cascade
Cellular component (GO): cytoplasm
Source: RefSeq, a predicted model, not a curated record
UCGGGCCCCGGCGAGGGGAGGAACCGUGCCCGUGCCCAGCCUCGCCCCUGCGCCGCCCUGCGCGCCUCGCACCGGCACCGGCUCCGGCUCCGCUCGGCGGGGUCCCGCCGCCCGGGCAUGAAGGUGCUCCGGCACAAGAUCGAGCUGCUCACAGGGCUGCUGCUGCAGGAGAUGACCAUGGCUGGGCUACAUGAGCUGCGCUUCACUGAGGAGAAGCCGUUGCUGCGUGGGCAGGAGGCCGAACUGGAGAACUCGGAUGUCUUCCUCUCCACUGUGGACAUGGACUGGAAGGAACAUGACAUUGAGACCCCCUACGGGCUGCUGCACGUGGUCAUCCGGGGCUCACCCAAGGGGAAUCGCCCGGCCAUCCUGACGUAUCACGAUGUGGGCCUCAACCACAAGCUUUGCUUCAACACCUUCUUCAACUAUGAGGACAUGCAGGAGAUCACGAAGCACUUUGUGGUGUGCCAUGUGGAUGCACCAGGCCAGCAAGCAGGAGCAUCGCAGUUCCCCCAGGGGUACCAGUACCCAUCCAUGGACCAGCUGGCUGCCAUGUUACCCAGUGUGGUGCAGCAUUUUGGGUUCAAGUACGUGAUCGGGAUUGGUGUUGGGGCAGGAGCCUACGUGCUGGCCAAAUUUGCGCUCAUCUUCCCUGACCUGGUCGAAGGACUCGUCCUCAUGAACAUCGACCCCAAUGGCAAAGGCUGGAUUGACUGGGCAGCUGCCAAGCUCUCUGGCCUCACCAGCACACUGCCGGACAAUGUCCUGUCCCACCUGUUCAGCCAGGAAGAGCUGAUGAACAACACAGAGCUGGUGCAGAGUUACCGGCAGCAGAUCAGCAGCGUGGUGAACCAGUUCAACCUCCAGCUCUUCCUCAACAUGUACAACAGCCGCAGAGAUUUGGACAUCAACCGGCCUGGAACUGUGCCCAAUGCCAAGACACUGCGCUGCCCUGUGAUGCUGGUGGUUGGAGACAAUGCACCUGCUGAAGAGGGGGUGGUCGAGUGUAACUCCAAGCUGGAUCCCACCAACACCACCUUCCUGAAGAUGGCUGACUCUGGUGGACUGCCCCAGGUCACACAGCCCGGCAAGCUGACCGAAGCCUUCAAGUACUUCCUGCAAGGCAUGGGCUACAUUGCCCACCUGAAGGACCGGAGGCUGAGUGGAGGCUCAGUGCCGUCUGCCAGCAUGACCCGUCUGGCACGCUCUCGCACGGCCUCCCUCACCAGCGCCAGCUCGGUGGAUGGCACUCGACCACGCGCCUGCACCCACUCGGAGAGCACUGAGGCCAUGGGGCAGAUCAACCACACGAUGGAGGUAUCAUGCUGAGGUCCACGCCUGCCGCCGACAUCUCCUCCAGAGCCAUCUCCCAUCUGUCAGCAUCCCUCCAGCACCCACUCGCCCCUUGGACGUCCUCCACCAGGACCCUUGCUCCUUUGGGAUCAGUUUAUCUUCUUUGCCAUUGGCUUCAUCCCCUUGUCUGGUACCGGAGGAGAGGGGCUUCUCUUCACUGCCUUCUGGCUCCGGCUCCUGGCUUCACCCAAGUCACACGUGAUUCUGCAUUGGUCUUCACCCUCCUGAGCAGUGGCUUGGCCCUGGCUUGGCAGGCUGGAUGGCAGGAGGACAGGGCCAGGAUGAGGGAGCAGGGGCAGGAUGAUGACAUGGGAACAGGAUGGUGGGAUAGGGCAGGACAGCAAGCUGUGGGCAGGACAGCAGGAUGUGGAGAGGACACAGGAGGUAGGUUGGUCCUUCAAGGUCAACCAAUGACUGGCCAAGCUAGAAGAAAGACGGAGCAUAGAAUGGCACUCACUGGGAGGUCACUUGGCCCUUCCUGGGGACGCAGCUCCCAUUUGUCCCCACCGGUCCUCCCUGGGGACAGCUUGCAUGGGAGCCCCCACCAGAUCCAGGACCUGCUGCCCCAGAGCUUGCUGAGCAUUAUGAGAAAUUGCACCCCAAGUUGUCCUCUCCCCCUGGUCAUGUACCCCAAGGGCUGCCCCAGGGAGGGGCAGAGGGCUCAGCCCUGCUCCAGCAGCCAUCAGGACAGGAGGGUGGCAUGGGGGUCCCCCUGCCUCUGACCACACCCUCGCCUGUGGUGGGGCUUCCUUGGUCUCUUGUUGUAAGAAGCAACAAUCACCACCUGUCACCGGAAAUACACUGAGGGUAGAAGGGAGGUCUGUGUGCUGUGGCUUGCUUGGUCCCUGCCACACGGGCAGCUCUUGGGCUGAGGCUGCCAAGGCUCAGAGGCCACAGGAUUUGGGGAUGUCACACGGCAAAUCCUCCUUCCAGUUUCACCACAGCCUGUGGAUGUCACUGCAGUGGAACCAUUAGCAAUAAGAUGAGACACUCCCCUCACUCACAAUGCUGUGGAGCCCUCAGCAGCCUCUGCCCCACAGAGUGCAUCACCACAAGGUGCUGGCAGUGUGGGGCGACCCAUGGGACACGUGGAGCACCUGUGCCUGGCUUUGCCCACAGAGCUGGCCAGACCCACCAUGGCCCCCCCAGAUCCACAACCCCCAGCAUCUCGCCUGCGCACUGAGCAAGGCGUCUCUCAAGGGCUUGGCUCCCCCUGAGCUGCAGGGCCCCAUCCAGCCACUGGCUCCAGGUGGAUCCAGCCUCUCAUGCUUGGCAUGGAGAGCCGCAUCAUCGCGUAACCCCGCCGCUGGCCACCCAGCCUCUGCUGCCAUUCCUGGCCCACCCUGCAGGCAGCAGAGCCCAGCUCCUCCUGCACCUGGGGUAAGGGGACCCCCAGCUCUGGCAGUGGGUGCUCAGGUCUUUGUGGGUGGUCUCUGAGGGACUCAAAACAGUGACCUGUAGGAGACCCAUCAGGUGCCACCAUCUGGACCAAAAGAACCAGCCCUCUGGGAGCAGGUCCAACUCAGCCCCCCAAAAGCACUCGCCCCCAGACCCCAUCCCUACUCCCUAGCAAGAGACGCAGGGGUCCUGGGGCUCCCAGUGGGUGUAUGAGGGAUUUUGGCCCCGAGACCCGCGCCCCACCCAGCCCCUCCCAUAUGGAAUAGCCCCCCUGAAACACCAAUGUCCCCAUUUGUCCCCUACUUUGUUCUGCUGUGUGCUUCCUUCUCAGUGUGACUCUGAAAGCUAUGUAGCUCCUUUUUAUUGUAGAUACUGCUGUGAUCUCUCGUUUUCUUGGUGUGUCCUUCCAGAUAAUAUAUAUGAAAAUACAAUACAUAAUAUAUAUAAAUCCGGUCCCUGACCUUUUUGGGUUUAUUUUCCCUUGCAUUCUUGUCCAAGCAGUGCUCCGUGGUUCCCCGGGAGGUGGUUUGGUCAUGCUUGCCUUCGGUUCCUCACCUUGGUUUUGUUGGUCAGUUUGGUUUUCCCUGCUGUUUUUUUUUUUUCUAUUUGCGUUGGUUUUCUUUCUUUCCCAGUCACAGCGGAAUUCAAUGCAUUUUCCUGUCUGAGCGCAACCUGGUUUUGUCACAGUGGCAUCAAGGCUGCAGCACUCACGAGAUGGCAAUGUGUAAACCGGAUUUAAAUAACCUGUUGCUGUAGAAGAGGAUUUACUAUGUUGGAAAAAAAAACCCAACAAACUAAUAAAGACAUUAAGAACC